AUGAUGGCAACACAGACAUUAAGUAUAGACAACUAUCAAGAUGGACAACAGAUGCAAGUAGUAACAGAGUUAAAAACUGAACAAGAUCCCAACUGCUCUGAAACUGAUGCAGGAGGGGUGAGUCCUGCCCCUGUAGAAUCUCAAACUCCAAUGGAUGCAGACAAGCAGGCCAUUUACAGGCACCCACUGUUUCCCUUGUUAGCACUAUUAUUUGAAAAAUGUGAACAAUCUACACAAGGCUCAGAAGGCACAACUUCUGCUAGUUUUGAUGUAGAUAUUGAAAAUUUUGUGAGGAAGCAGGAGAAAGAAGGAAAACCCUUUUUCUGUGAAGAUCCAGAAACUGAUAAUUUG
This is a messenger RNA of Pelecanus crispus (Dalmatian pelican), 351 nucleotides long. The record is from RefSeq and is a predicted model, not a curated record. NCBI's taxonomy places the organism in Eukaryota, Metazoa, Chordata, Aves, Pelecaniformes, Pelecanidae.